Molecule: messenger RNA, 1101 nt
Organism: Penicillium soppii
Lineage: Eukaryota; Fungi; Ascomycota; Eurotiomycetes; Eurotiales; Aspergillaceae
Product: zinc-dependent alcohol dehydrogenase
Exons: 3
Coding region: 1-1101 (366 amino acids)
Molecular function (GO): oxidoreductase activity; zinc ion binding
Source: RefSeq, a predicted model, not a curated record
AUGAGUCCAAGCAUAUAUGAUUCUCAUUUUGAGAUACCUACACACUGCAAAGCUGGGGUAGUGGUUAAUGAAGGCCCUAAUUUCCAUCUCGAGGUACAGAUGGUUCCUGUGCCUCAACCCGGUCCUGAUGAUAUCUUGAUCAGGUUGAACUACACUGGGCUAUGCUCGUCUGAUAUCCAUAUGAUGCAAGGGGAUUUGGGACUUCCGCCCAUGUCUUCAUUUGGCGUACGAUCUCCCGGGCACGAGGGCGCGGGUGUAGUGGUGAAAGUGGGUGCCAACGUGACGAAUUUCAAACUCGGUGAUAGAGCUGGGAUCAAACCCAUCAUAGACACAUGUGGGUCUUGUACACUUUGCUGGGAUGACAAGGAGACAUAUUGCAAGCGCGCGAUACAUGCUGGGCUAAUGACAGCUGGCACUUAUCAGCAAUACUUGAUCUCACCGGCACGAUAUGCAUCACCAAUUCCAGAUGGGGUGUCCGAUGAAGUCGCUGCUCCAAUCAUGUGCAGUGCCAGCACUAUCUAUCGAUCUUUAGUAGAGUCUAACCUUCGAUCGGGGGCUUGGGUUGUGUUCCCCGGGGGAGGUGGUGGCGUUGGUAUUCAAGGCGUACAGCUUGCCAAAGCUAUGGGAAUGCGUCCAAUUGUGGUGGACACAGGAGAGGCUAAGCAAAAGCUGUCAAUGGAGAUGGGAGCAGAGGCAUUUGUGGACUUCAAAGAAGUCGCCGAUCCCACCAAGGCUGUGAUCGAAAUUGCUGAUGGGAUUGGUGUCCAUGGAGUGUUCGUGACAGCCCCUGCUGCUUAUAAAACCGCAAUCUCGUUUGUCGGUGACCGUAUUGGAAGUAUUGUGAUGUGCAUCGGUCUCCCUGAGGCCGGAUCUAUGACCUUGGGUACUGACCCCUGCGAGUAUAUCUUUAAAAAUCUUGUCAUCAAAGGCACCCUUGUUGGUAGCCGAAGGGACACUGCAAUGGCAUUGGAUUAUGCCCGACGAGGAAUGCUCCGACAGAUAUGCGAGAUUUACCCAGUGAAUCGCAUGCCCGAGGCUGUGGAGAAAUUACGAAGGGGAGAAGUGGCCGGACGGAUUGUGAUCGAUUUCAAUUCAGAGUAA